Messenger RNA from Mollisia scopiformis, 2067 nucleotides. RefSeq names its product putative monocarboxylate transporter. The record is from RefSeq and is a predicted model, not a curated record. NCBI's taxonomy places the organism in Eukaryota, Fungi, Ascomycota, Leotiomycetes, Helotiales, Mollisiaceae. Gene Ontology annotation, cellular component: fungal-type vacuole membrane. The coding region runs from base 297 to 1697 and encodes 466 amino acids. Gene Ontology annotation, biological process: transmembrane transport. The transcript is spliced from 2 exons. Gene Ontology annotation, molecular function: transmembrane transporter activity.
CAUUUAUUGUUCUCCCCUCUGCGAAUUAAAUUAAUGCGAGAAAAUCUCAACUUGCUCAACUCUUCAACUCCUGUCUCAAGCCUUCACAGCAAUUCCUUCGAAAAAUCGUUGCUCGCCCGCCACGCUCGACGAUUUCAAGGUAUGCCAAGGACGGCAGGGAUCUUCACACCGUCAAUUGAGUCAGAAAAUGACGUCCGAUCAACGGAGCAAGUGCCAGUGGAUCUGAUAUAAACAGAACAAAUCCCAUCUUCUAGUUAUAAUGUUUAAACCCCAAUUCAAAAUCGGGCAACUUCAAAAUGUCUCAAACUAGGAACGACUCAGCGCCAACACGCAUUGACCAUCAUGAGCUUGACGAUAUCUCUCCUCAAAAUGCUUCUACCCUCGAGGAAGCCAGUUCACGAUGGGUGCAAGGAGAAUCUCAUAGGACGAGGGCCUCUGUUCUCGUUGGAUCAGCAAUUCUACAGCUGCCCAUCUGGGGUUUCGCGAUGAGCUAUGGUGUCUUUCAGGAAUACUAUUCCGAUAAUUGGACACUGAAAGGGAGCCGGUCAGCUACUGGUAUCGUUGGGACGACACAGAAUGGAGUGAUGUACCUCUCCAUGCCAUUCCUGUUCGGUCUCUUCACCAAGCGAUGGGCUCGAAGAAGACAGACUGCAGCGUUGUGCGGAGCUGUUCUCAUGGCUGUCAGCUUCAUCCUAUCCUCCUUUAGCACCGAAGUCUGGCACUUGGUCGUCACGCAAGGAGUGAUGGCAGCUCUGGGAUGUGCUCUGAUCUACAGCCCAACAACACUUUCCCUUGGCGAAUGGUUCACUACCAGAAACCGAGCAGUGGCAUACGGACUUGUUCUAUCCACCAAAAACAUCGUAGGAUCAACUUGUCCGUUCCUGUUCCGUGGCCUUCUCGACCGAUACGGUUUUCGCAACGCAUUGCGAAUCUGGACAGGCAUGGCGGCUAUAUUGGCCAUCCCCGCCAUCUUCUUGAUACCAACUCAUCCAUCAAGCCUAUCUUCGAGCGCUCGUCAUACAACGAAGAUUCCGUGGAAGUUCCUUCAGCACAAAACUUUCUAUAUCUACAGCGUCGCCAUCGUUCUUCAAAGUGCGGGGUAUGGAAUACCACAAACGUACCUCAAUACUUACGCCCAUGAAGUCGCUUUGCUAUCUCAGACAUCUGCAACCCUUCUCCUCACCCUUUUCAAUCUUCCCGGAAUCUUAUCAUCCUCGUUUUUCGGAUAUUUGAGCGAUAAGAAGCGCUUCUCUCUAUCUGCAACUACCGUGACGGCCAUCUCAGCCAUCAGCACAGCAUUAUCCACAUUCCUGUUUUGGGGUCUGACUUCAGAAGGAAGCAUGGCGCUUCUCAUCCUCUUCUCGAUCACAUUUGGCUUCUUCGCCGGAGGCUACAGCGCUACCUGGGGCGGUGUCAUCAAUGAGCUGGAACGAGAAGCUGCGGAUAGCAACGAGCCUAUCGAUCCUGGACUCAUGUACGGCCUGCUGAAUGGUGCGAGAGGAAUCGGGUAUGUCAGCGGUGGACUUGCUAGUGUGCCAUUGCUCAAAGCUGGAAGUAUCAACUCUGGGAACUUUGCGUAUGGAACCACGUAUGGACCCCUCAUUGUCUUCACUGGUUUGUCGACGGUGUUUGGCGGCUGGGGAGUGUUGUGGAAAUGGAAGCCUCAGCAAUGGAAAAGAUUGCUGCACUUGCUAUGAGAGCGGUCUGGUAUACCAGUUUUGGUUCAGUCUCGUGGUCUGACUAGCUUCUGGUCGUCGUGUAGCGGUUUUUUACUGUCGAUCACUUGAGAUAUGGCUUGAUAUCGAGGAUGGAAGGUGAUCUGUUCGGAGGAACGAUCUUAAAGGGGCUACCGGCGUCUCCAGUAGAAACUUUGAGCCCCUUUUUGCCACAAGGGAGGCCAUUGGGUUUCUGAUGCACACUUUCUCAACAGUUUUCUAUUCCUAACGACCAUUGCGAGUGUUCGUGUAUUAUGUUCGUCACGAUAUUUGGCGCUUCUAAUCAUUGAGCGCGACUGCAUUGUCUCAAAAAUACAUGGUCCUGAAUUGUGGCGCUUCAACAGCCUGCGGU